Pogonomyrmex barbatus (red harvester ant) is the source of this 597-nucleotide messenger RNA. RefSeq lists its product as uncharacterized. The record is from RefSeq and is a predicted model, not a curated record. Lineage: Eukaryota; Metazoa; Arthropoda; Insecta; Hymenoptera; Formicidae.
UCGCAUUUAAUAUUUUAACUUGAUCGAAAAAGAAGGCAAGAAGUUCGGACAUCGUCAAAAAAAGAUUCUGAGAAUGAAUAAGAAAGACGAUCCGCUGUUAAAAAAUGAAACGUUGGAGAUUUCCGAAGGCUCUCAGGAUCAGAAGGAUCUAUCAAAGGAGGUGGAAGAGAAACCUGUGUUUCGCAAGUAUCGCACGAAACAUAUGAAGUUAUUUCCGGAAUUAUAUCGAAGCGACGUCUCGAUUCAUCCCAGCUACACCGGUCUGAAAACCUUGCCUUACAACGUCGUCUGCAGGCAUCGCGUGCAAAGGAUUAAGCGACAGUCAUUUCGGCAGCUGAAUCGCGAGAUCGUGCAUUUCACUAUGAUCCAAAUGUUUGCUCUUGACGGUGUGAGAAUCGAUCGUGUCUUCAGCAUCGGUAUGUCACCGAAGAUGUUGGUCGUGCCGGAUCUACUAACAGACAAAGAGAGACGCCGUCUGAAUGAGGUUCUUCGAGAUCCUUAAAAAAUGUCUGGCAUUCAAUUUCUAUAAAAACAGACUUUAUAUAUCCUACUUAUCCAAUUGUUCAAUCUUGAGCUAAUAUCAAUUUGUUGUAAUUA